Molecule: messenger RNA, 645 nt
Organism: Drosophila obscura
Lineage: Eukaryota; Metazoa; Arthropoda; Insecta; Diptera; Drosophilidae
Exons: 4
Coding region: 61-552 (163 amino acids)
Source: RefSeq, a predicted model, not a curated record
AAAGUUGUGAGCAUUUUUUGUCAAACAUAUAAAAAACUUUUUUAUGAAUAUUUAUUUUGGAUGCCACACCGAAGGAAGUGCACUGUGCGGAAUUGCUGCUUCUGUGUAUCGUUGUACUGUGGCAGCAUUUUGGUCUCGUUUUACACCAUCAUGUCAGGACUGCUAAAUGCGGCUACCUUAACCGAUGAACUUAUCUUCAGGAAAUAUUCCAGCACUGAUGAAUGGAUCAAGUGGUUCAAUAUACUCCACGUUUGUCUAAUGAUUGGGGCCGCAGUUCUGCUGCUGGUGGCCGUUAUGACUAAUCACAAAUUAUCAAUGCUGAUAUGGAUGGGACUGUUUGUGGUGCACAUAAUUGCGUAUUACAUUGCCUUCCAUGCCAUGGUAAAUGUGCGAAAUCCCUUUUUCGGUAAUACGCUAUCCGCCGCCAUAUAUGUGUGCGUUAUACUGCUGACCCUGGCCAUUGAUAUAUUCUGCCUGAUUGUUGUCUAUUCACGAUAUAACGAACUGAAGAAUCCACAUGAUUUUAUAUCAAAAUGUGUAGACCACAACUAAAAGCUAACGAAGUGAUACCCAGUCUAUAUGUUCGUUCCACAGCUAAGCGCCCAUGGCAAUAUGUGUAUGUAGAUGCAUUAAAGAUGCUCUUCU